UUCCCCCACCUAUCACGACCAACUUGUCUACUUUUACCACCCAAUCAAAAACGCUUUCUCCUUCUUCUCUUUCUCUCAAGUUUCAACCUUUUGUUUCUCUCAGAUUUCAUCAUCAAAAAAAGAAUUGUUUUUUUUAAUUGGAAUCAGUGAGAAACAGAGGAUAUUAGCGAUUAUGAGUUCCAUCACUCUGCCCAUAACGAGACUUCCACUACUCAACCCGACUUCUUCUUCAUCAUUUUCACUUCCUCCUCCUCCUCCUCUCUCUAAUCCUCGUCGUCGCUCCACUUUUUCACCAGUUCUCAUCACUGCCUCUGCUGUCUUCGCAGCUCUUUCUGAUGUUAAUAACUCUGUUCCGGUUAAAAACGGGGGUUACACAGUUGGUGAUUUCAUGACAGGGAGACAGCAUCUGCAUGUUGUUAAGCCCUCAACAUCAGUUGAUGAUGCGUUGGAACUUUUGGUUGAGAAGAAAGUCACGGGAUUGCCUGUAAUUGAUGAUGAUUGGAAUCUGGUUGGCGUUGUUUCUGAUUACGACUUGCUUGCGCUGGACUCCAUCUCUGGCCGCAGCAGCCAAAAUGAUACAAACAUGUUUCCUAACGUAGACAGUUCAUGGAAGACGUUUAACGAACUCCAGAAGCUGAUAAGCAAGACACAUGGACAAGUGGUUGGAGAUUUUAUGACUCCUUCUCCUCUGGUUGUCCGUGGUUCCACCAAUCUAGAAGAUGCUGCCAGGUUGCUUCUUGAAACAAAGUUCCGAAGAUUACCAGUCGUGGAUUCAGAUGGAAAACUGAUUGGGAUCCUGACAAGGGGAAACGUUGUUAGGGCUGCACUGCAGAUCAAGCGGGAAACCGAGAACUCAACAUAGCAGAACCCUUAAAUCUGCCAUAGCUAGUAGCAAAUCUGUUUAUUCCAUUUGAUAAAAGUAAAUAUUCUUAUAACCACCAAACACGACGACCAAACAGAAUUUGAACUACUCUCAUAUGAUUUUGCAUCUUCAUAAAAAAUAAAAAAAAUUCAAAUUCAAACGAAAA
This is a messenger RNA of Brassica oleracea var. oleracea, 1028 nucleotides long. Its product is annotated as CBS domain-containing protein CBSX2, chloroplastic. The record is from RefSeq and is a predicted model, not a curated record. NCBI's taxonomy places the organism in Eukaryota, Viridiplantae, Streptophyta, Magnoliopsida, Brassicales, Brassicaceae.